AUGGCGACCAAAUCUGGAAUACCGUCGUGGCAGCGCGCAACAUCCUCACAAUCCUCACCGACCGGCGUAGAAUCAACGUCCAAGCCCGAACAGAGCCAGCCAGAAAAGCAGUCAACAUCGCCCCCGACCACCGGAACGGAAAACGCUUCCCAAACGGAUGCUCAGCCAGAUAACCAAACUUUACUAAAACAAGCAUCCCGCUUCUUGGAAGACCCAGCGAUUCGAGAUGCCCCUCGAGAGAAGAAGGUCGCAUUCCUGGAAUCCAGGGGAGUAAAAGCGGACGACAUAGAAACUCUCCUGGCACCAGCAAAGACUGAAAAUAAGGAAGAAAGUCCCGAAGGUGCAAAAGAGGGUUCAAAGACUUCACAAACCUCGGCGAAACCGAAACCUGACGCUCCGAAACCUCGCGACAUCCCUCCAAUUGUCACAUACCCCGAGUUCCUUGCUCAACCCGCCAAGCCACCGCCUCUCAUUACUACCGAACGCCUUCUCAACACUGCAUAUAUAACCGGAGGACUAAUGGCCACCAUGUAUGGUCUCUCGAAAUACAUAAUAGCGCCGAUGGCACAAACUUUGGCGGAAGCACGGCAUGACUUCGCUUCUCACACCAAGGAGAAACUGGACGACUUGAACUCAAAACUGCGCGACGUAGUUACAGUAGACCCCGCAACGAAGCCCAAGUCUUCCAUUGAAAUCGUGGACGACAUGUCUGAAACCGACUCCGACCCCACCGAGCUCUUCCACCGCGACGUUGGCACCCAGACUACUCCUACCCUAUCUCGACGGCCGUCGAGAGUGGAAUCGCCGGAAGAUGAUACCAGCACGGUCGUCUCGCAGGAACGGCGGUUAAAGAUCCUGAAAUCACAUUUGGAGGAGAUUGAGGAUGCGCGGAAAAGGAACACAACAUCCUCUGAUGCACUCAGGACAAAGCUGUCCGACUUGUCAAGCUAUCUUACCGAGAUGAGCUAUCAGAACCAGUACUACUCAGGAAUGGGUGGGCUAUAUGGAGGAACAUACGGGCUUCCCAGGAUGAAGGAUGGGAAGGAGGAUCAGGUCGAAGUGUUGAAAGCAGAUAUUAGAGCAGUAAAGGGGGUUUUGCUGAGCGCGAGGAUGUUCCCUCCUGCAGGACUGAGACCGGCAGGCAGAUUGGGGAGCUACGCCUGUGUUAUUAUUCGGAGGUUGGGCUCUUAUCCAAUGGCUUCGAGCUUAACUUCACAUCUCCCCUUCGGCGCCUCUCAAUCAUCGCCCCAUUCCUCCAAAGAUGAUGAAACAUCUCUCACAACACUGCUAUCUGCAGACCAAUGCGCUGAUCUAACCUUUCUGAUCGCGACUGUGAUUGCGACGAUGCGGAAAUCUCUGCUUGAUACAUUCACCGCAGAAGAACUCCCCAGUCCCGAGAGUGCAGCUAGGUCCGAGGAAGAAGCAUUAGGGGCCGCACCCAGCAAUGCAGCAGAAGCAGACGUCGAGAAGGAGGAGAAACUGAGGAAAGAGAGGGAAGAACGAGAAGAAGAUGCUCGGAGAGAACUAGCGAGACCGGAAGUCCAGGAACUAAAGAGAGAGAUGUUGAAGUACUUCGACGAAUGGCGCGGAAGCGUCAUCAGACGCAUAGGCGAAGUAGUGAAUAAGCGCGAAGAAGCGACAGAGCAGAGUAGGGCUGUUUCAGAAAAGAAGGUGGAGGAGGCAGCUCAGAGGCAAGAGACGGGGAUGACAAGUCUUUCUGAUGUGGAGGGGAAGAAGGAGACUGAGGAUGCGAUGUUCAGCGAGUUGUAUCCUCCGUUUGAGACGGAGUUGGUGCGGUUGGAGGAGAGAAAGAGGGCGCUGAUUUUGCACUCUCUGGUGCUGAUCCUGCUAAGUCUGGAACACUAUUCAGGGCAUUCUCGAAUCCUACUCCUACAGCUGACCAGCUCCCUGCACCUCCGUCUCAGCGUCUUGAAGAAAGACGAAGAAGCCGUUGCCAAAGGGCUCCUCGAAGCUGCCCACCAGCAAAUGAACGCCGAUGCCGAGACCAAGAGGGCCGCCGAAGCUUCCUCAACAGCUCGAAAAUGGAAAGUAGGUCUCGCCUCAGUAGCUGGUGCCGCACUCAUCGGCGUAACUGGAGGUCUUGCCGCUCCAGUACUAGCAGCAGGCGUUGGCACCGUGAUGGGUGGCUUAGGCUUAGGCGCAACCGCAGCAGCAGGCUAUCUCGGCACCCUCGCCAGUUCCUCCGUUCUCGUCGGCGGUCUCUUCGGCGCAUAUGGCGCUCGCAUGACAGGCCGAGCAAUGGACGACUACGCACGGGAAGUCGAAGAUUUUUGCUUCAUCCCCAUCCACCAGCACCAUCGACCUAGGAAAGUCGAGAAAGAGUUCCGUCGCUUAAGGGUCGCCAUUGCGAUAUCAGGAUGGCUGACUUCGAAAGAAGAAGUCGUCUCGCCGUGGCGUUACAUCGACUCGUCCAUCGAAGGCUUCGCGCUACGCUACGAACUCGAAGCCAUGCUCAAACUCGGCAAUUCCAUGGAAACCUUCGUGAAGAGCUAUGCAUGGAACUACACUAAAGGGCAAAUCAUCAAAAGGACCGUCUUCAGAGCCUUAUACGCCGGUCUCUGGCCCCUGUCCCUCCUGAAAGUAGCCUCUGUCCUGGACAACCCUUUCUCCGUAGCAAAGUACCGCGCGGACAAAGCCGGCGAAGUCCUCGCCGAAGCCCUUAUCAAUAAAGUACAAGGCGAGCGGCCGGUCACGCUCGUAGGCUACUCCCUCGGUGCUCGCCUCAUUUUCUCCUGUUUGCAAACGCUAGCGAGACGGAAGGCAUUCGGAUUGGUCGAACACGUAGCACUGCUGGGUGCGCCCGCGCCAUCGGAUGCACUGGAUUGGAGGAGGGUUAGGAGUGUGGUGUCUGGACGUGUGGUUAACGUGUUCUCCACGAACGAUUACAUCCUCGCUUUCCUGUAUCGUACGUCGAGUAUUCAACUUGGGGUUGCCGGGUUGCAGCCAGUGCUUGGGGUGCAUGGUGUGCAGAAUGUGGAUGUUUCUGAGGUGGUUAGUGGACAUUUGCGCUAUCGGUAUCUCACCGGGUCGAUACUGAAGAAAAUCGGCUUUGAAGAUAUUGACCUUGACGAGGUUGAGCGAGAGGAAGGCGAGAUGAGGGUUAUGGAGGAGAUUGAAAAGCAUGAGAGCGAGAGGCAUGAGAAAGGGGUGAAGAGUGAAGAGGAGCAGAAAAAAGAGAUGGAGGAGGAAGUGCGGAGGAAGAAUGAUCGGACUAUUAUGGAGUGGGCGAUGGAGAAGACUAAUAUUGGGGGAAUAUGGGGAGGGAAAGAGGGAGGGAAAGAUGACAACGAGGUAGGGCAGACGGCGACCAAGCAGGAUUGA
Westerdykella ornata is the source of this 3342-nucleotide messenger RNA. RefSeq names its product DUF726-domain-containing protein. The transcript is spliced from 5 exons. The record is from RefSeq and is a predicted model, not a curated record. NCBI's taxonomy places the organism in Eukaryota, Fungi, Ascomycota, Dothideomycetes, Pleosporales, Sporormiaceae. The coding region runs from base 1 to 3342 and encodes 1113 amino acids.